AAACCUCGCAACGUCUCUCAAUCGCCCGCCGAAAAUGGCACGGCUGCGCAAGGUCGAGCUCGCGCUCGUUCUCGUUGCCAUUCUGGCAUACUACUGCAUUGUCGAGGACGGCUCGAGCAGCAUUCUUCAGGGCGGCCGAGCGAUUGCUCGUCAAGCGAUCAGCAUUCUGCCGCCUGAAACCGCCGUCUCGGUGCGCUUCUGGCUGCACCAAGCCGAGCAGCAAGCAGCGGCGUCUCGUGCAGCACUGUUCACGCUGCUGUGGCCGAGCUCCUCGGAGGCGCUCCACGCUGCCAAUGAGCAGCUUAGCAAAGAUGUCCGCUUGACGCUUUGGUGGAUGGGUCCCGCAUUCUCGGGUGGCGGGUAUAGCAGCGAGCUCAUCUCGUUCGCCAAGUCGCUCUCGCCGUUCGUGCGAAUGCGCAUCACCCAGCACGGCGAUGCGUUCUCGUGGAGCUUUGUGGCUGGACUGCCCAAGAACGUGUCGGCGCUGCUGCACACGCUCGCGGCGACCGCGUCCCAGCCGGGCGAAUCGAUCGUUGUGUGCCACUCGGAGCCCGGCGCCUGGAAUCCCUCGCUGUAUCGCACCUCGCCCUGCCCCGUGCUCGAGCUGGAGGAGGUGAGUCGGCGCGAAGAAGUGGUGGGACCCAAGCCGAGCUAUCCGAACGAUGUAGCGCGUGUGCACGCCGAAGGUCGCAUGCGCUCUGCCUACACGAUUGGCCGCACCAUGUUUGAGGCAGACCGCAUUGUUCCCGAAUGGGUUCGGCGAUGCAAUGCCAUGGACGAGGUCUGGGUGCCGACCGGCUUCCACGUCGAGGCCUUUGCUGCAAGCGGAGUGCAUCCCGACAAGAUUGUCAAGAUUCCCGAAGCCGUGGACGUGGAGUUUUUCGACCCUUCCAAGCACCUGCCAAUGGCACUUCCGGCGGGCCAGCUGGCAGUUGGUCAGCCUAUUGAUACCGCGACUGCUACUGCUGCAGACCAUUUUGCAUUUUUAAGCGUGUUCAAGUGGGAGCCGCGAAAAGCCUGGGAUGUGCUCAUCAAAGCGUACCUGCUCGAGUUUGCCAGCAGUGCGCAUCGAGACAAGGUGGCGUUGUAUCUGCUCACCAACCCCUUCCAUGGGGAUGGCAACUUUGAGCUGCAAAUUCGCCAACUCAUCACACAAACAGGCGAUGCCGAGCUCGCUCAAGCCCCUCUCGAUCAACUGCCACCCAUAUACAUUCUAGACCAGCACGUGCCCGAGGAGCAGCUGCCCAGCUUGUACAAGGCUGUCAACUGUGUCGUCAUUCCGAGCAGGGGCGAAGGCUGGGGUCGGCCUCACGUUGAGGCCAUGGCUAUGGGCCUGCCGCUGAUUGCCACCAACUGGUCUGGGCCAACAGAGUAUCUCAACAGCAACAAUGGCUACCCGCUCGCAAUCGACGGACUGACUGUCAUUGAAAGCGGCGCGUAUCGAGGUCUCAAAUGGGCGCAGCCAUCACUGUCGCACUUGCGCUCGCUCAUGCGGCAUGUGUUUGUGGAGCGCAACGGCGAUGCGCUGCGCAAAGGCAGUCAAGCACGACGUGAUAUGAUUGCCCAUUACCGCCCCGAGCGAGUGGCGCAGGUGGUACUUGCGCGCCUUCUGCACAUUCAACGGCUGGUGGAUGACCGCAAAGCCAAGCAGCAGGAGCAACAACAACAUCAACAACAACCUGCAGACGCACUAGUACCGUAAAAAGGCAGCCCACUACACUACAUCGAUUGAACAUUUAUUUUGAAACUUGUGUGUGACAAUACAUAACAGGGAACAUCACACCACCCUUUGAACGUGA
This is a messenger RNA of Capsaspora owczarzaki ATCC 30864, 1799 nucleotides long. Its product is annotated as glycosyl transferase. The transcript is spliced from 2 exons. The record is from RefSeq and is a predicted model, not a curated record. The coding region runs from base 35 to 1702 and encodes 555 amino acids. NCBI's taxonomy places the organism in Eukaryota, Filasterea, Ministeriida, Capsasporidae. Gene Ontology annotation, molecular function: glycosyltransferase activity.